Molecule: messenger RNA, 5024 nt
Organism: Myripristis murdjan (pinecone soldierfish)
Lineage: Eukaryota; Metazoa; Chordata; Actinopteri; Holocentriformes; Holocentridae
Product: potassium voltage-gated channel subfamily H member 1-like
Exons: 11
Coding region: 66-2933 (955 amino acids)
Biological process (GO): regulation of membrane potential; potassium ion transmembrane transport
Cellular component (GO): plasma membrane; voltage-gated potassium channel complex
Molecular function (GO): delayed rectifier potassium channel activity
Source: RefSeq, a predicted model, not a curated record
CGUGCGGCAGGAGAUGUGAGCGGCGGCGGCGGGAAGCGGGUCGCCUCGCGCUGCAGGAGCUCAGCAUGGCGGGAGGACGGCGGGGGCUCGUGGCCCCUCAGAACACCUUCCUGGAGAACAUCGUGCGGCGGUCCAACGAUACCAACUUUGUGCUGGGAAACGCUCAGAUCGUGGACUGGCCCAUCGUCUACAGCAACGACGGCUUCUGCAAGCUGUCCGGUUACCACCGAGCCGAGGUCAUGCAGAAGAGCAGCACCUGCAGCUUCAUGUACGGCGAGCUGACGGACAAGGAGACCAGCGAGAAGGUCCGGCAGACCUUUGAGAACUACGAGAUGAACUCCUUUGAGAUCCUGAUGUACAAGAAAAACCGGAUGCCGGUGUGGUUUUUCGUGAAGAUCGCUCCGAUCAGGAAUGAGCAGGACAAAGUCGUCUUGUUUUUGUGCACCUUCAGUGACAUCACCGCCUUCAAGCAGCCGAUUGAGGAUGACUCUUCAAAAGGUUGGGGUAAAUUUGCCCGUCUGACCCGGGCGCUGACCAGCAGUCGAGGCGUUCUGCAGCAGCUGGCGCCGACCGUCCACAAGGGCGAGAACGUCCACAAGCACUCACGCCUGGCAGAGGUUCUCCAGCUGGGUUCCGACAUCCUGCCGCAGUACAAGCAGGAGACGCCGAAGACGCCCCCCCACAUCAUCCUGCACUACUGCCUCUUCAAGACCACCUGGGACUGGGUCAUCCUCAUCCUCACCUUCUACACGGCCAUCAUGGUGCCCUACAACGUCUCCUUCAAGACCAAGCAGAACAACGUGACGUGGCUGGUGGUGGACAGCAUCGUGGACGUCAUCUUCCUGGUCGACAUCGUCCUCAACUUCCACACCACCUUCGUCGGCCCGGCCGGCGAGGUCAUCUCCGACCCCAAGCUGAUCCGCAUGAACUACGUCAAGACGUGGUUCGUCAUCGACCUGCUGUCCUGCCUGCCUUACGACGUCAUCAACGCCUUCGAGAACGUCGACGAGGGGAUCAGCAGUCUCUUCAGCUCUCUCAAAGUUGUCCGGCUGCUGCGUUUGGGUCGGGUCGCCAGGAAGUUGGACCACUACAUCGAGUACGGCGCCGCCGUCCUGGUCUUACUGGUGUGCGUGUUCGGCCUGGCGGCGCAUUGGCUGGCCUGCAUCUGGUACAGCAUCGGCGACUACGAGGUCAUCGACGAGGACACCAACAGCGUGCGGAUGGACAGCUGGCUGUACCUGCUGGGCGAGGCGGUCGGGACGCCGUACCGCUUCAACGCCACGGGCUCGGGCCGCUGGGAGGGCGGGCCCAGCAAAGACUCGGUCUACAUCACCUCGCUGUACUUCACCAUGACCAGCCUGACCAGCAUCGGCUUCGGCAACAUCGCCCCCACCACCGACGGAGAGAAGAUCUUCGCCGUGGCCAUGAUGAUGAUCGGAUCGCUGCUGUACGCCACCAUCUUCGGUAACGUCACCACCAUCUUCCAGCAGAUGUACGCCAACACGAACCGCUACCACGAGAUGCUCAACAGCGUGCGAGACUUCCUGAAGCUCUACCAGGUGCCCAAGGGCCUGAGCGAGCGCGUCAUGGACUACAUCGUGUCCACCUGGUCCAUGUCCAGAGGCAUCGACACUGACAAGGUGCUGCAGAUCUGCCCCAAGGACAUGCGAGCAGACAUCUGCGUGCACCUCAACAGGAAGGUGUUUAAGGAGCACCCGGCCUUCCGGCUGGCGAGCGACGGCUGCCUGCGCGCCUUGGCCAUGGAGUUCCAGACCAUCCACAGCGCCCCGGGCGACCUCAUCUACCACGCCGGCGAGAGCGUGGACAGCCUCUGCUUCGUGGUGUCGGGGUCACUGGAGGUCAUCCAGGACGACGAGGUGGUCGCCAUUUUAGGUAAAGGCGACGUGUUCGGCGACGUGUUCUGGAAGGAGGUGACGCUGGCCCAGGCCUGCGCCAACGUGCGGGCGCUGACCUACUGCGACCUGCACAUCAUCAAACGGGACGCCCUGCAGAAGGUCCUGGAGUUCUACUCCGCCUUCUCCAACCACUUCUCCAGAAACCUGCUGCUCACCUACAACCUCCGGAAGAGGAUUGUCUUCCGGAAGAUCAGUGAUGUGAAACGGGAAGAGGAGGAGAUGCUGAAGAGGAAGAACGAGGCUCCUCUGAACCUUCCUCCAGAUCAUCCUGUCCGACGCCUCUUCCAGCGCUUCCGGCAGCAGAAGGAGGCUCGGCUGGCGGCCGAGCAGGGUGGCCAGGGCGAUGUGGAGAAAGGCGCCGUUCUCCUGGAGCAGCCCAGGGUCCCAGAAGUCCUGGCUUCCACCAGUAUCGUCAUGGUGACAGAGAGCCCCGCCACGCCCACCGCCUCCUCGACAUCCACCACCUCCGCUUCAUCCAGAGCCUCCAGCCGAGUCAUGCUUCACGCUCCCGCUGCACAAAACGGCAGCGUGGUCGGCUGUAAAUCUGCAGAGCCGCCCAAAGUCAAAGGCUGGGGACGUUUCAAGGAGUCGGUGGUGAAGGCCGAGUCCUGGAGCAGCGUCUCCAAGGCCGAGUCCAUGGAGACGCUCCCUGAUAGAACUAAGUCUCACGACGAGAUGUCGCUCAAGAAAACAGACUCCUGUGACAGCGGGAUCACCAAGAGUGACCUCCGGCUGGACAAUGUCGGCGAUGCCCGAACACCGCAGGACCGGAGUCCAGUUCAGUCCGAAGAGAAGAGGGUCUUCUGCCCGAUACCGGAGCAGAGCCUGCAGGCCUCUUUCCUCGAGUUAAAACAAGAAUUAAGGGGCGACAUCAGAUCUCUGAACAGCCGCAUGGCAGCGCUGGAGGCUCAGCUGGCGGAGAUGCUUCGGCUUCUCAAAUCCAGGAAGUCGUCAGGCUCCUUCUUCGAGAUCUCACGGCCGCCUUCCCCCGACUCUGACAAGGACAGCUACUCCUAAAGCGGACACGGGAUCAGCCCGUGGGACCUGAACCCGACACGAUGCAUUCUGCCCUCCGGAUCCCAGAGAGGAGGAAGUGCUUCUGCCUGCAGCGUGAGGCUGUGGGACUCGGCGGUGACAUUAACAGAUUACAGAUGCACUUGGAGUUCGGCUUGUAUACAGAGACUGUGCUUGGGGACGGGCUGGUCGUGGUGCAAUAUUUCAUUCAAGUGUCUUGAAGCUGGAAACAGUAUUAAGCGGAUUUUUAAAAGUUUUGCUCUUGUCACUGCAGAGUGAGUCACGGUACCACCUCUGGUCCCUCCAGGUGGUUUGAGCCUUUCAGACUUUCAAAUGAUGUCGGCAAUAAUAAUGACUGACUUUAAACAGGAUGUGGCACGAUGACGCAGGAAAUCAUGUUGCAGAGGUGAUUUGUGGCUUCGUUCAAAUGUGAAACUGAUGUGCGCCAUUUCCCACUGAGAAUUUGGGAUUUAUUUAUUUAAAGCGCGCACACAUGCACACACACACACACACACACACACACACACACACACACAUAAACGGCAAUAGAAUGUGACCAUCCUCGUGGCAACUGUUCACUGUGUACACGCAGGCUUCAGUGAGAAGUCAUGGGUGUGUGAGGCUAGUAGCAUUUUUAUAUCAAGGAUGAAUGAGGUAAAUGAGACACUGCGUGCAGCACAGGUGAAUAUGAGGCGUGACACCGCUGGAGAUUAUGGGAUGUCGACGUUUAGCUCCUGCACAAUAUCACGAGCUAAACACACUGCAUUGUGUCAGCUGGGGAUUUAAUAAAAAAUCAGUGUAUGCAUGUUUCCAUUUUAGUGAUUCCCCGGCUCUGAAGCCUCAGGCCAUAUUUAACUCUUCCACCUCCAGGCAGAACGGAAAUCAUCGGUAAAUGAAUUGGUUUGAGUCAGCAGGUAAAGUGAAUCAUUUACACCUUUUAAAUUGUUAUGAUAUUGGUAUCUACGGCUGCCUGAAACCGACAGAAUUAAAGUAGAAUAUAUGUGUGUGUACAGUUUAAAGCAAAUAUACGGUAUAUGGUAUGACUUCCAGUAAUUUUAAUUAAGGUGUUUUUAAAGAGAUGAUUGCAACAGUUAUUUCACCAUAAUAUACUGUAUAUUCUUCUUUCUCAAAGUUACACCAAAUACGUAGGAGUUUUUUAAUUUCUUUCAUUUUACAAUUAACAACCAAACCAAACCACUUCACUGGCCUUUGUAAUGCUCGCAGAAACCUUCUAUGUCAGGCUUCAUCUUCCAUGUGCAGUCCACGCCGUGAAAGACAAAUACCACCGACGCAAGAGCUGAUUCUUUUUCUGAUCAGCUUCCAAAUCAGCUGGAUCGAUAAACUUAAAAAGGCUCAACAACAACCGGAAAACUUGAGUCCUCGAGGCAUUAAACCUCACAGCAGCCGGGUUUUAUUUAACGAGUUUGGGAGUCGGCAGCCGCUGGGCUCGGCAGGCGGGAUCGAUCGGUAUUGAUUUUUCAGGGGCUGAUACCCGAUACCCGAUAACUGAUACUAACUGAUAGUCAUGUGCAGUAAAUUUGAACAUUGCAUUGUCAAAAUUAGCACUUUUAAGAACGCCACGUUUUAUUUACGUUAUUAUGUAAAAGAAUAAGAAAAUUAGUGACUAAAAACAGCAUCAUCACAGUAAAACUAUACAAUUGUUAAAAUGAUAUAAAGAUCAGAUCACUGAUGCUGGAUUGAUGUCACAUUUAUAGUUUUUUUUUAAUGCUUGUCAAAGGAAAUGAGAAGCCUUUCACAAAUACAGUCCAGUAAAACUGAAACAAAAAUUCUGAUGUUACAAAACAAGAAAAAAUCUGAUGUUACAAAUCUCUCUGUGGGAAAAAGAGCCCAGUGGGAGGAUUUCUGACCAAUGAAAGACCAGUUUGUGCCGCAUGGCAUUUGUUUCAACCUUGUUAUGCUGUUGAAUGUUGCCAUGGGAACACAAACGAACCAACAGACGAAUGCAACAGCUGGAAUCGUUUGAGCCCCUGAAUCAGAGCAAAGCGAUCAAGCUCCAUGUGUGAAGCGUCUUCAGUGAUUUUCCCGUAAAACUAAAUUAAAUACAAAUCCAGUAAAGAGGGAGUAACAGUUUUA